Messenger RNA from Neltuma alba, 1002 nucleotides. Its product is annotated as probable aquaporin TIP2-2. The transcript is spliced from 4 exons. Gene Ontology annotation, cellular component: plant-type vacuole membrane. Bases 32 to 784 code for a protein of 250 amino acids. Gene Ontology annotation, biological process: water transport; transmembrane transport. Gene Ontology annotation, molecular function: water channel activity. The record is from RefSeq and is a predicted model, not a curated record. Lineage: Eukaryota; Viridiplantae; Streptophyta; Magnoliopsida; Fabales; Fabaceae.
UAGUUUGGUUUGUUUCAGAGUGACAGAAAAAAUGGUGAAGAUAACUCUGGGUAGCUUCAGUGACUCUUUCAGUGUCGCUGCCAUCAAGGCUUAUAUAGCCGAGUUCAUCGCCACUUUGCUUUUCGUCUUUGCCGGCGUCGGAUCAGCCAUAGCUUACGGUGCCGUUACAAAGGAUGCGGCGUUGGAUCCGGCGGGGCUUGUGGCGGUGGCGGUGGCCCAUGCAUUCGCACUGUUCGUCGGAGUUUCCGUGGCGGCCAACAUCUCCGGCGGCCAUUUGAAUCCAGCUGUCACCUUUGGAUUGGCCAUUGGAGGCAACAUAACCGUCUUAACUGCUCUCUUGUACUGGGUUCACCAAAUGCUGGGAUCCUUGGUCGCUUGCCUCCUCCUCAAAUUUGUCACAAGUGCCCCGACCGUUCCUGUCCAUGGACUUGCGUCAGGAGUGGGAAUUUUUGAGGGCAUAGUGUUUGAAAUUGUGGCCACUUUUGGACUGGUUUACACUGUGUAUGCCACAGCGGCUGACCCCAAAAAGGGCUCUUUGGGCAUUAUUGCACCCAUCGCAAUUGGGUUCAUUGUGGGUGCCAACAUCUUGGCCGCCGGCCCAUUCAGCGGCGGCUCAAUGAACCCGGCCCGUUCAUUCGGCCCGGCCGCUGUAUCCGGGGACUUCACCAGCUACUGGAUCUACUGGGUCGGACCCUUGAUCGGUGGCGGUUUGGCCGGGUUGAUUUACGGUGACAUAUUCAUUGGCUCAUAUGCUCCUGUUCCUACCUCUGAAGCCUACCCUUGAUGAGUAGUUAUUGUUUGUGUUUCCAAUUUGUUCAUCAUUUGCUGUCUUGUUUUUGUGUGGAAGUUGUGCUUUUGAUUUCCACUUAGCCAAGGAGCUUUGAUUUGGCUUUUGGUGAUAAGAACGUAAUUAAAUUGGCAAAUUAAAGCCGAACGAAGCUCUAUUUAUUUACCAUAUAAGUUCAUGGAAGAAGCAUUAAAGUCCGCAAAGUUACGUGCUUA